Suillus paluster is the source of this 1275-nucleotide messenger RNA. RefSeq lists its product as uncharacterized. Gene Ontology annotation, cellular component: intracellular membrane-bounded organelle. Bases 1 to 1275 code for a protein of 424 amino acids. Gene Ontology annotation, biological process: magnesium ion homeostasis. The record is from RefSeq and is a predicted model, not a curated record. The transcript is spliced from 14 exons. NCBI's taxonomy places the organism in Eukaryota, Fungi, Basidiomycota, Agaricomycetes, Boletales, Suillaceae.
AUGUUCAUCCCCAAGGUCCCUACCAAGGAUUCACCCGAUUCAUUUGAAUUUUGGUGGAAAAUGAUCGCCAGCGCACUUCUGGUUCUUGCGGGAGGCGUCUUCGCUGGAUUAACACUUGGUCUCAUGGGGCUUGACGAACUUCAUCUCCGUGUAUUAUCUACCUCAUCAGAAGAUAAGACAGAACGGAAAAAUGCACAGAUUGUGCUAAACCUCAUGCAAAGGGGUCGCCACUGGGUUUUGGUGGUGCUACUUCUCAGCAAUGUGGUCAUCAACGAGAGCUUGCCCAUCUUUCUUGACAGCGCGCUUGGAGGAGGUUUACUUGCUAUAGUAAUUUCAACAACUGCCAUCGGUAAGGUUAUACCUCAAGCAUUUUGCGCGAGAUACGGACUCGCCAUCGGCGCGCGAUGUGCACCAUUUGUUCUCUUCUUGAUGUACCUCUUCGCACCCAUCGCAUAUCCAACAGCCAAACUUCUCGACCGCGCCUUGGGAGCUCACGGUACUCACACCUACAAGAAAGCUGAACUUAAAUCAUUCCUCCAAUUCCACCGUACUGGCCAAGAGCCUUUGCAUGAUGACGAGAUCGGCAUUCUCAAUGGCGUUCUGGAGCUCAGCAGUAAGAAUGUGGAGACGAUCAUGACUCCCAUUUGUGACGUUGUCAUGUUGAGCUCGGAUACAAUUCUGGACCACUCCACUGUUGACGCUAUCCUCGCCAGCGGCUUCUCUCGGUUUCCCGUGCACCAACCAGGAAAUCCACUCGAAUUUGAGGGCCUCCUUUUGAUCAAGAAGUUGCUGAUGUAUGACCCCGCGCAAGGACUCCCAGUCUCGCACUUCCCUCUGACCAUUUUACCCGAGGCCCCACCAUCAAUCAACUGUUUCCAAGCGCUCGACUAUUUCCAAACAGGGCGCGCUCAUUUAUUGUUGAUAAGUCGGACGCCUGGUUCCGCUGGUGGCGGAAUUGGUGUGAUUACUUUGGAAGCUGUCGUAAGUACAUGUCAUAAUAGUCUCUUCCAGGAAAUUAUAUCAGAAGAGAUCGUCGACGAAACGGACCAAUACGAGGACAACCAGAGUAAGCGGCAUGCCAAGCGCCUGUUCAAUGCGACCGUCAUGCGGGACAUCGUUGAACGGGAGAGAAGUAUACUCACGCGGAUGUCCUCUAUCGAACAUGUGCAAGUGCCUUCUAUAACUAUUGAGACCGCGCCCCUCCUUCCUGGGCCAAGCCAGGACAACUAUCAUCGAGCUCACCGUUAUUUGUACGAUUCAAUCGGUGAAUCAUAA